This is a messenger RNA of Mauremys mutica (yellowpond turtle), 1325 nucleotides long. RefSeq names its product C-type lectin domain family 2 member B-like. NCBI's taxonomy places the organism in Eukaryota, Metazoa, Chordata, Testudines, Geoemydidae. The record is from RefSeq and is a predicted model, not a curated record. The transcript has 7 exons. Bases 324 to 1007 code for a protein of 227 amino acids.
CAAGCAGGUGCUUGCUUUGCUGGUGCCUAGAGCCGCCCCUGCUCUGAUGCAUUGUUUCCCUCCAAAACUAAGUCAAGUGGCUUCAGGUUAAAUUAGAAGGGAAAAAAUCCCCCCAAUUUAGGGGAUUUUAUAUUGCUAUUCAACAGAGAGAAAAAGGGACCAACUGUAAGAACAUUUUAUAUAGCAUUAAAGAAUUUGUGAGAAAAGUGAAUUUUAACAGGGUUUAAUAUCAACAUUCAAGGAUUAGAGAGCAAAGGGAUCAAAUCUGAGGUAUACAAACUGGAACCUGUCCUCACUGCAGUUGCUGACAUCCGGCUCUGAUAAUGCACCAGGCGAGGGAGUUUUCUUUCACUCUAGUGUGCUCUGACAUGGAUGAAAUGGGGGACAACUUCAGGACGCCCAGGCACAAUGAAGAGCAGGUGGGAGACAACGGUUCCAACCAGGUGCUGACAGAGCAGCCUCGAGCUCAGCCUCCGGCCAGGGCCAGGAACCGGUCUCGAUACGCCAUCAGAUUCAUGGCAGUUAUCAGCAUCAUCACUGCCCUAGUUGUAGCUUUGGCAGUGGUAACCUCCAAACGUCAUUCCUCGCCGCUGGACCUCCCUGCUGCCGCGUGCCCAGAUGACUGGGUUGGCUACCGAGGGAAAUGCUACCUCUUCUCAAAAGCAGAUGGGACCUGGAACGAAGGCCAGAGCAACUGCUCUUCACUCAACGCUUCCCUGGCUGUCAUUGACACCCAGAAAGACCUGGAUUUCCUGCAGCAACAUAAACGCUCCCCUGAAUGCUGGAUCGGCCUCUGCAGGAGGGACCUGGCCCAGCCCUGGAGAUGGGUGGAUGGUACAGAAUUCAACAACAGCCUGUUCAAAGUGGAAGGAGACGGACUAUAUGUAUAUCUCAACGACCGCCCCAGCAUCUCAUUGGGCCAGAAUGCCAUGAAAUGGAUCUGUAGCCAGCCGGAUGAACUGGCAAAGAGGAAACAAAAUGGGGCCCUGCAAGCUUUACUGGAGUGAAGCAAAUCCCCUCUCUUCAGCUGCCACUGCUGCUUCCUAUAUAACAGAUAUUGAAUAGCUGCUUUAAAUGCCAUACUCUGGAGCUAGGAGAGCAACUCCAGAAGCAGGGCUCUACCCAGGGGCGGCUCUAAGAAUUUGGCCACCCCAAGCAGGGCGGGACGUCGCAGGGGGCGUGCUGCUGGGAGCCGGUCCCGCACCUCCGCGAGACCUCCAGCAGACAUGCGUGCAGAGGGACGGCUGGUCCCGCGCCUACGGUGGAGCUUCCGCAGGCAUGCCUGCGGGAGGUCCACCCGAGCCGCGGGACCGGCGCACCCUCCG